This is a messenger RNA of Anopheles gambiae (African malaria mosquito), 1344 nucleotides long. It is a transcript of the gene Nacalpha, whose product is annotated as nascent polypeptide-associated complex subunit alpha. Gene Ontology annotation, cellular component: nascent polypeptide-associated complex; cytoplasm. The coding region runs from base 144 to 794 and encodes 216 amino acids. The transcript has 2 exons. Lineage: Eukaryota; Metazoa; Arthropoda; Insecta; Diptera; Culicidae. The record is from RefSeq and is a predicted model, not a curated record. Gene Ontology annotation, biological process: protein targeting to membrane.
AUCUCGUUCUCGAGCUCUUACCGCGUUUCGUACCGUGCGAUAUAACUGGUCUUGACCUUCACCUCUCAACAUGCCGGAGUUGACUGAAAUUACGGAAAGUGCGGCCGCCGCCUCCAGCGGAACCACAGAAGCCAAGCUGGAAGAUGCUCUCAGUGACACAGAGACCGAGGAUUCUAUCCCGGAUCUGGAAGAUGCAGGUAAAGUUUGAUUUCAAUCAAAGUUCCACACAAUUAAAUGCAUUUCAUCCUCAUCUAACCUCUCUAUUGCUCUCCUGUUCGCCUUCAGGUGCCGCUGCAACGACACAGCUGUCCGCCGGUGAAAUCCCGGACAUCUCGAAAGCGAAACAGUCGCGCGGUGAGAAGAAGGCCCGCAAGAUCAUGUCCAAGCUCGGGCUGAAGCCGGUCCAGGGCGUCAACCGGGUAACGAUCCGGAAGUCCAAGAACAUCCUGUUCGUGAUAAACAACCCGGACGUGUACAAGAACCCGCACAGCGACACCUACAUCAUCUUCGGCGAGGCCAAGAUCGAGGAUCUCACCCAGCAGGCGCAGGUGGCGGCGGCGGAGAAGUUCAAGGCGCCGGAAGCGACACCGGCCGCCGGCGAGGCGUCGAGCUCGACGAACGUCGUGACCCCGAUCGCCGAGGAGGACGAGGAGGAGGUGGACGAUACCGGCAUCGACGACAAGGACAUCGAUCUCGUCAUGUCCCAGGCGAACGUGAAACGUGCAAAGGCCAUCCGCGCGCUCAAGAACAAUGAAAACGACAUCGUGAACGCGAUCAUGGAGCUAACCAUGUAAUAAUGUAAUUUGUUCGGCAGCGCUGCACCACACAAAAACACAGACACACAUACAUACAACAUCAAGAACAACAACAACAACAACAAAAUUAGUUUGUCUCUGUUAGUGUUUUUUCACAAGCCCUUUCCCCGUUCCCCGCCCAAAGCCGAAGGCCAUGUGUGGGCAAGCAUCGUGAGCACACGUGCGUGGAAAAUACGUUACAACGGACACAUUACAUCCCCCACUUCUUCGUGCUCGCUUGUGUCGCCUAUUGCAGGGCGUUUCUGGAUUUUGGAAGGAAACUAAUCUAGUGUCCUGGAAAGAUGUCGAUUGCAACAGGCACAAGGGUGAAGAGAAUGUGCGUGUAUGUGUGUGUGCGCAAGCGCGAAAGAGACUGCCUUUUUUGGCGCAAGGCGUUUUGCGUGCGCAACCUCGUUCGCGUGUUUGAUAUUGUUGCUGUUGCUGCUGCUGCUGCGGCUGCACCCCUUCAUUAUCCCCUCUAACAUUACAUCAAGUAAAACCGAAUGCUAAGAUUAUAUCGUAAACGGUAAUAAAACCUAAACCUACAAAA